CUGGACUUUUCUAUGGGCGUUAGUCGCGGAAUCCAGCAGGCGGUAUAAAAAGAUGCGGGCGCGCGCGCAGCCUGUAGAUGCGGUGAGAGCGUGCAUCGCAGUGACAUCAGGGAGAAGCCAACUGAAGCGGAGAGAAGUCUGAAAAAAGUGUUAUAAGGUGACGCAAACCAUGUCAAAGGGACCAGCAGUUGGAAUUGACCUUGGCACGACAUACUCGUGUGUUGGUGUCUUUCAGCAUGGCAAAGUUGAAAUCAUUGCCAACGAUCAGGGUAAUCGGACCACGCCCAGUUAUGUUGCCUUCACAGACACGGAGAGACUGAUAGGCGACGCUGCCAAAAAUCAAGUCGCCCUAAAUCCCACCAACACAGUUUUCGAUGCCAAAAGGCUGAUUGGACGGCGAUUUGACGAUCAGGUUGUCCAGUCUGACAUGAAGCACUGGCCGUUCAAAGUGAUCAAUGAUUCCUCACGCCCUAAAGUUCAAGUGGAAUACAAAGGAGAGACCAAAACAUUUUUCCCAGAGGAAAUCUCCUCGAUGGUGCUUGUAAAGAUGAAGGAAAUCGCAGAAGCAUAUCUUGGAAAGACCGUCACGAAUGCAGUCGUUACAGUGCCUGCAUAUUUCAAUGACUCUCAGAGACAAGCUACAAAAGAUGCAGGGACCAUUUCCGGACUAAACGUCCUUCGAAUCAUCAACGAACCAACUGCAGCUGCCAUCGCUUAUGGCCUGGACAAGAAAUUAGGAACAGAAAGAAACGUCCUGAUCUUCGAUCUCGGCGGUGGAACUUUUGACGUGUCCAUCCUUACCAUUGAAGACGGAAUCUUCGAGGUGAAGUCCACGGCAGGCGACACCCAUCUCGGUGGCGAGGAUUUCGACAAUCGCAUGGUCAAUCACUUUAUCACAGAGUUUAAGCGCAAACACAAGAAGGACAUCAGCGACAACAAGAGGGCUGUCCGGCGUCUGCGUACCGCCUGCGAGAGAGCCAAGCGCACGCUGUCGUCCAGUACUCAGGCCAGCAUCGAGAUCGACUCUCUCUACGAGGGCAUUGACUUCUACACCUCCAUCACCAGGGCUCGCUUCGAGGAACUGAACGCUGACCUCUUCCGUGGCACCUUGGACCCUGUAGAGAAAGCUCUUCGUGAUGCCAAGCUGGACAAAUCUCAAAUCCACGACAUCGUCCUGGUUGGAGGUUCUACCCGAAUCCCAAAGAUACAGAAGCUUCUACAGGACUUCUUCAACGGAAAAGAACUCAACAAGAGCAUCAAUCCUGAUGAGGCUGUUGCUUAUGGAGCAGCUGUCCAGGCAGCCAUUUUGGCAGGAGACAAGUCAGAAAAUGUUCAGGACCUGCUCCUGUUGGACGUCACUCCUCUGUCACUGGGUAUUGAGACGGCUGGAGGAGUGAUGACGGUCCUGAUCAAACGCAACACAACUAUUCCGACCAAACAAACACAAACUUUCACAACUUAUUCAGACAAUCAACCUGGUGUGCUUAUUCAGGUGUAUGAGGGUGAGAGAGCCAUGACUAAGGACAACAACCUGCUUGGAAAGUUUGAGUUAACGGGCAUUCCUCCUGCACCACGGGGUGUUCCUCAGAUUGAGGUUACUUUUGACAUCGAUGCUAACGGUAUCAUGAAUGUUUCUGCAGUGGACAAGAGCACGGGCAAGGAGAAUAAGAUCACCAUCACCAAUGACAAAGGUCGUCUCAGCAAGGAGGACAUUGAGCGAAUGGUCCAGGAAGCAGAGAGAUACAAAGCUGAGGAUGAUGUCCAGCGAGACAAAGUAGCUGCAAAGAACAGCCUUGAAUCUUAUGCUUUCAACAUGAAGUCCACUGUUGAGGAUGAGAAAGUGAAAGGAAAGAUCAGUGAUGAGGACAAGCAGAAGAUCCUGGAUAAGUGCAAUGAGGUGAUCAGCUGGCUGGAUAAGAACCAGACUGCUGAGAAAGAAGAGUUUGAGCAUCAGCAAAAGGAACUGGAGAAGGUCUGCAACCCCAUCAUCACCAAGCUGUACCAGGGUGCAGGUGGCAUGCCAGGUGGGAUGCCCGGGGGAUUCCCUGGGGGCGGUGCUGCACCUGGAGGCGGGUCUUCUGGACCAACUAUUGAGGAAGUUGACUAAUCUGUUCAACGUUUACUACUGAUUUUCACACUUGCAGUCAGUUUUUCUUUUUCUUUUUGGCAUGUUUCUAAUCACAACAUUUUAUGUUCAAGGUGGGUUUUAUUUUUCUGUUAACACUUAGGCAUACACCUGACAGUUUGCUCAGUGAGUAGCAUGUUUAUGCGUAUGUGUUCCAUAUUUGUCUCAUUCCUGUUAAAACGGUACAAUAAACACCUUCACGCUCUGA
Hemibagrus wyckioides is the source of this 2333-nucleotide messenger RNA. It is a transcript of the gene hspa8b, whose product is annotated as heat shock protein family A (Hsp70) member 8b. Gene Ontology annotation, molecular function: misfolded protein binding; ATP hydrolysis activity; heat shock protein binding. The record is from RefSeq and is a predicted model, not a curated record. The transcript is spliced from 9 exons. Bases 170 to 2107 code for a protein of 645 amino acids. Gene Ontology annotation, cellular component: cytosol; cytoplasm; nucleus. Gene Ontology annotation, biological process: vesicle-mediated transport; protein refolding; cellular response to unfolded protein. NCBI's taxonomy places the organism in Eukaryota, Metazoa, Chordata, Actinopteri, Siluriformes, Bagridae.